Amoebophrya sp. A25 is the source of this 4048-nucleotide messenger RNA. The record is from the annotation of a GenBank genome assembly. NCBI's taxonomy places the organism in Eukaryota, Dinophyceae, Syndiniales, Amoebophryaceae.
AUGGACCAGGUGGCAGCCCAGCGCGCUACCAUCUGUAACGCCAACAGCACUUGUCUCGCUGAUAUCCGAGCCGCCAUCGCUGCCAACAGCGGCAACGCGCUGGCUGGCCUUAUUGGCAGCAAGCUCGGAACGACUUCCGACACCAUGUUCAACGACGACUACUGCGGUUCGUGCACCUGGAAGAGUGCCAUCCCGCCGAACGACGGCUUCGACAAGACCUUCCGGGCCGGCUCCUCCCACUGGGGUAUGAGCGGCCUGACCCAAAACUUGGGUAUGGGUACAUGCUGCCAAUCCAACUUGGAGGUGCACACCGUCGCGUACUUCGGAAUGGGACUGUACAACAACUUGUUUACCUCUUCUUCGUUCUACUUCAACAUGAUGCUGAUUAAUAUUAAUGUGUCUUAGACUUUCUGCUGCUUCGAUCUGUUGAAUUCCCUCAUUCUCUUGUAUGUUAGCUUGUUAUCAUAUGAAUGAUGUCAAUGAUCCUCUCUUCGUCUUGUUCUCUCCAGUUUAGGCGUUUUCUUCUUCAUCAUCUUCAGGUAUGAUACCCCUGGUCAACACCCGAACAUCACUUUGGCUUGCCGUGCCAAGAAUGGUUGCGUCGAUAUGAACAACAACGCCACCACCGUGGUUACCGGACCGGCGCCCUACUACAAGACCAUGGCGGGUGUCGCCAGCACUAAUCUGACCAUGCCAUACUGGGCCCACGGUGUGCUUCCCCCAGAGUCCGCUUCCAACGCUGCUUUGGCUGGUAUGUGCCUUGGCGGUGCCUCCUGCGUCCGAACAGCCUACUCCGGCGCUGCUGGUGGAACCCUCGGAUUCGGAGGCAGCUUCGUCGCCGCCUGCGCUGCUUUCGAUGCUGUCCCGACUACCUGCAUGAUGGGUACGUACAUUCCUAAAUCUACCUGUUGCAGUUGCUCCUGUGAUGUCGAUGUGUGAAUCCAUUUGAAUUUUCUUGUGACGAUCGAAUCUACGUCUUUUGAUCAAAUGAAACAAUUUCAUGGAACUGCCUGUUGUCUCCCUGUAUUUACAAGAAAAUGAAAUGACAACUCAUCGCUUUCAGGUACAUUCAAGAUCUCCAGUUUCGCAAACAAGGCGUGCAUGGCCACGAACAUUAUCGCUGCCGCGGCUAUGGCCGGCAAGACCUCUGCUGAGCGUGCCGAAGUCGGUCUCACGGACUGCUGGGGUUGGGGAGGUGCCGCUUCCAGUGUCGCCGCCGGCGCCUGGUCCAGCGGCAACCCAGCUUGCGAGUCUGACGGCUACACCCCGAAGGCCACCGUCGUCGCGGAUGCUGUCACCGUCCUGUGCGCUGACUCCACCUCCAAGAACGCCAUGGUCGCUGCAGUCGAUGCUGACGCCCACCCGCUCGCUGCGGCCAUCUCCACCUACAUGAACAGCACCUUCGCGUGCCCGAUUCCGACCACGAUUGCGCCGACCACGCUCACCCCGACCACGCUCGCGCCCAACGGAACCACCGCUGCUCCAAUUAUGUCAUGUAAGUAACUAGAGUGAAUCUAAGUGAUAAAAAUCUCUUCGUCAACUCAACAUCAAAAUGAUCAAUCCUUUACCAAGUUCUAGUUGUAGAACUUUCCGGUGUAGCAAUCGAAAUCGUUUACGCUAAAGACCUCUAAAAUAGAAUUUCCUCUAAUUUUUCCACUGCUACUCCGACGACCACCGUCGCCUCGGUUACCAAGCACGAGACCGCCGUCGCUGUGGCCGUGGACUUGCCGGCUACCAUGAGCGUCGACCAGAAGACCACUGCCAAGACCUCCAUCCAGACCGCUGUCCACAACAAGUGCUGCGCACCGCUCGUCGGAGCUUGUAUUUACAACCGUGAUCUAAUCAUCAACUUCUUUGUUUGAUUUUGACACCAAGACUGCUUUGUUGCUAGUCUGCAGGUUCAUGUCUCGUUUUACGAGGACUUUAUAGCACGUCCUCAUAGAUCGAAGAUACGUACUGGAGGUUAGACACUACGUAUCUUGUUCUAAUAACUCCUGCUUUCCUUAAUAAAGGGCUUAUCCUCAUCAAUUAGAAUCUUCUAGAACGAUUGUGGGCUAUCAUCGUUCAUGAAUCUAAACCUGAAUCAUCUUCACUCCAAAAUUACAGCCCCGAAGCCGUUCUCCACUUUGGCCAACUGUAAGAGCGUUGCCGGUGAAGGCGGUGCUACCACCGCUGUUGCCAUGACCUGGUCCGGUGUUCUCUCCGGCCGUCUGCGUGUGCUCGCCGCUGGUAGCGGUAGCGGUACCUUCACCGUUGAGUCCGCCACAGCGGCUGCCAUCGACGGCGCCAAGGACUUGAUGGUCGCGGCUUCCAACAGCACCUUGACCACCUCUUCUUUGGCCUCUGAAAUCGUCUCGCAGUUGACCACCGAUUUCGCCGGCACGAACUUCUCCAGCUUCAACUUUACGGCUUCCGUCUCUUCCCUGACCGUUCCCACCACCACCGUUACGGUCACCGCUCCGCCAGCCCCCGCAGCUGCCUCCAGCGCCAACACCCUGUCCACGAUCUUCUCGGCUGUCUUCGCUCUCUUCGCCAGCAUGCUCUUCAUGUUCUAAGUCGGUAUUGCUGAAUAUCCGAUGUGGAUUGAAGAGUUCUGUGAGAAGAUGAUGAGAGGCUGUAGGAGAAUGUUGACCAGCACGACCUUUUGUUUGGGUCAAGAGGGGAUGGAUACACAAUACAUCAAAGGAGUUUUGGUUCUUUGCUUCUAGCUACGUAGACGUUUUAUCAUGAUCAUGUCUACUUUUGAAUUUCUCGAAAUGGAAUGCGUUUGCAUAAUUAACCUUUUUUGGCUAUUUGAUCUGGUCAUGCUCUUGUUGAUAAUGAUCUUUUUAGGCCACGUAUGAGGACGACCAGAACAAGUAGUGAAUUUCCGUCGUGUUUCGCUUCUGCUCUCGUCAAUCUCAAAAAUCUCUUUUACUUGCGUUUCUGCCAUAUCAUACUCAUUACACGUAGCAGCGUGCUAGGACAUUCUUUUUGUGAUAAUGUCGACACCAUAUUGGGCUCGCACUCCAAACACAAAUACAAGGUGUGAAAAUGACGUGGAUAUUUAUGGGUUGAGUAGCUCUUUUGCCUAGUAUUGACUGCAACACUCUAGGAAACAAGUGAAACACCAUCGCCCGUUAGCCUUGUUGUGUUGGAAGUGUUUAUGUUUAUCGUAUCGAACGCUAACGUAGUCAGAGCCUCGCGAAACGCCAUAUAGCUGCUCUUAUAACCGGCACUCAUUUGGAUUCUCAUCCAAUUAUGUGAUCUGCAGACGAAAGUAAGAUAUUCCUGAACACGAAGAACGUCUUACUUCUCGCUCUCGGUUUCAUCCUCUCUCUCAUUUAACUACUCCGUCUGACUGAUACCGUAGACAUGUAGUAGUGGAAGCAUUGAAUCCUCCUCUAGGUGUAGCCCUAGGAUCGGGAAGAUAUCUGCUUUUUGAGAGCAUAUACCAUACCAACAUAGUUGUUCUCACGACUUACGUAGAACACCCUCUCAUUGACGAGAGCAACUUCUAUCUGAAGACCUUUUUUUUGCAUUGGUUAGCAUUUGGUACUACAGAUUAGUCGUUGGCCGUUAGGUAUCAUCCUAUUUUUGAUGCGCCUCUACUUCGGUAAAAGGAGAACUUGUUUCUAUACUUCUGUGACCUUUUUUCGUCCCUUGUUCUCGUGGAUUCUUGGUCGACCGGUAGAUGGCAUGCAUCCGCUUCACCUCUCCCCGUGAGCUUCUCACUCGUGUAAGAACACAUCUUCAUCGUCUACAGGUACUAUAUCCAGCGUAACUAGUAAAGUUGACUACUAGUAGUAGCUGCACUUGCCAUUGCCUAGUGAUUUCGAGGCAGUAUCCUCGUAACUCGUCGAGAUUGACCACAGAUGUACCCAAGAUGUUUCUUCACGUUUGAAUUCUGGCGCACAUCUCACUCCGAGUGAUGCAUCCAACAUUGCUUAGUUCAUGCAUCCAUACUUCAUGCACAAUGGCGACGGCUUUCCAGCAUCCAGCAUGCAGAGCGCUACCCAUGAGAAGGGGCCAGUCAGUCGAGGAUGAUCUUGGCACAUUGUUGAUGGAU